AUGGCCCAGCCCCUCAGAAUCAAGCUCGCCAUCGCCCAGUACGAACACUGGGCCCUCGCCGCCGUCGUCCCAGGCGCGGACCCGGCGCAGAUCUUCGAGAUGAAAGGCGACUCUACCCGCUUCGUGUACCACACCCGCCUCGCCUCGAUGAUCGCGUGCAGGUGGUUGAGCGGCGGGUACGAGAUUGGGGAGGUGCUCGGGCCCGCGCGACUGGACAGCACGAAUAUGGGCUGGCUGAACGAGUUCCUGCCGGAGGUCGAGAUCGUACACACGACGAACGGGUCGUGGAACUGCCAGGACUGGGUGCUCGACGCGGUGAGGGCGUUGCGUGAGGCGUCGGAACGGGUUAGAAUCACGGCGAGCUUGGAGGUUGGGAAGAUUAAAGAGGGUUUGGAGAGUGAGUUUCAGUGGUGGGACCUCGGGGGUGAUAAUUACUUCGAAAGGCUGUUCAACGCGCGUUAG
Molecule: messenger RNA, 462 nt
Organism: Epithele typhae
Lineage: Eukaryota; Fungi; Basidiomycota; Agaricomycetes; Polyporales; Epitheliaceae
Exons: 2
Coding region: 1-462 (153 amino acids)
Source: RefSeq, a predicted model, not a curated record